Molecule: messenger RNA, 2310 nt
Organism: Chelmon rostratus (copperband butterflyfish)
Lineage: Eukaryota; Metazoa; Chordata; Actinopteri; Chaetodontiformes; Chaetodontidae
Gene: kif3cb
Product: kinesin family member 3Cb
Exons: 8
Coding region: 1-2310 (769 amino acids)
Biological process (GO): microtubule-based movement
Molecular function (GO): microtubule motor activity; microtubule binding; ATP binding
Source: RefSeq, a predicted model, not a curated record
AUGUCUAAAAGCAAACAGUGCGAGGCGGUGAGGGUGGUGGUCCGCUGCCGGCCAUUCAGCAGGAGAGAGGAGAAAGCGGAGUGUGAAAACAUCCUGGGGAUCGAUGGCAAACUGGGACAGAUCACCAUCAGGAACCCGAAGGCACCACCUGAUGAUCCCAUGAAAGUGUUCACGUUUGAUUCCGUGUAUGGCUGGGAUUCAAAGCAAAACGACAUCUACGAUGAUGCGGUGAGACCUCUGGUGGAGUCCGUGCUCCAGGGCUUCAACGGGACCAUAUUCGCCUACGGCCAAACCGGGACGGGCAAAACGCACACCAUGCAGGGGGUUUCAAACGACCCAGACAUGCGAGGGGUCAUACCGAAUUCAUUUCAGCACAUUUUCACGCAAAUAUCCAGAACUCAGAAUCAGAAAUACCUGGUGAGGUCAUCCUACCUGGAGAUCUACCAGGAGGAAAUCAGAGACCUGCUGUGCAAAGACAACAACAAGAAACUGGAUCUGAAAGAGAAUCCGGACUGUGGUGUGUACGUGAAAGACCUGUCCUCAGUGGUGACGAAGAACGCCACAGAGAUCGAGCAUGUGAUGAGCAUCGGGAACCAGUCCAGGUCCGUGGGCUUCACCAACAUGAACGAGCGCAGCUCUCGCUCUCAUGCCAUUUUCGUCAUAACGGUGGAGUGCAGCGAAGAGGGGCCAGAUGGCCAGGACCACAUCCGCGUCGGGAAGCUGAACAUGGUCGACCUGGCUGGCAGCGAGCGCCAGAGCAAGACGGGUGCUAAAGGGAAGCGACUGAAGGAGGCAGCCAAGAUCAACCUGUCCCUCUCCGCGCUGGGGAAUGUCAUUUCCGCUCUGGUGGACGGGAAGAGCACCCACGUCCCGUACAGGGACUCCAAGCUGACGCGCUUGCUCCAGGACUCGCUGGGUGGCAACGCAAAGACAGUGAUGAUAGCAACAGUGGGGCCAUCGCACAAGAACUUCGACGAGUCCCUGGCCACGCUGAGGUACGCCAGCAGGGCCAAGAACAUAAAGAACAAACCCCGGAUUAACGAGGACCCCAAAGAUGCCCUGCUGAGGGAGUUUCAGGAGGAGAUCGCGCGCUUGAAGGCGCAGCUGGAGGAGCGAGGGAUGCUCGCGAAGGAGCGGAGGAGGAGGAGGAGCAGCAAAAGACUGAGCAAAAGCAUGGCCGGCAUGGAGGAGGAGAUGCUCAGAGAGAGGGAUGCGGAUGUGUGGAAGGCUCUGGAGGAGGAACAAGAGGUGAGGCAUCACAGGAGAGAGGGAGGUGACAUCCCCAGGGUCCCGGCCUGCCAGGGAGGCGGCGAGAAGUUAAAGCACCUGAAUGAAAACAGAAAAAGUGUGGAGGACAUGCAGUGGGAUCAGGAUGCUCUGGAGAAGAUCAUUGAGAAAUAUAAGGCCAUGGAGAGCAAACUGUUAGUUGGAGGAAAGACCAUAAUUGAUCACACCAAUGAGCAACAAAAAAUGCUGGAGCUGAAGAGGCAAGAAAUUGCAGAACAGAUAAGACGAGAGAGAGAGAUCCAGCAGCAGAUGAUGCUGCAGGAUGAGGAGACUUUAGAAAUGAGGGAGACGUUCUCCUCCCUGCAGCAGGAGGUGGAACUUAAGACAAAGAAGCUCAAAAGGCUGUACGCCAAACUACAGCUGGUGAAGGCAGAGAUGAGAGACGUCAUCGCUGAACACAUCACAACCAGACAGGAGCUUGAACAGACGCAGACUGAACUGACCAGAGAGCUCAAGUACAAAUAUCUUUUGAUUGAGAACUUUAUACCUCCAGAGGAAAAGAACAAGAUCAUGAACAGGCUGCACUUUGACAGUGAGGAGGAUCAAUGGAGACUCCAGCCUGUCCUUCCAGAGAGUGCACCCACUCAGGUCAAGAGGAGGCCUCUCUCAGCUGUGGGAUACAAGAGGCCAAUCAGCCAAUAUGCACAGAUGGCUGUUGCCACAGCAACCGGGGCCCCAUGUAGAUACCAGGCUGAGAAUGUAAUGCUGUUGGAGUUAGACAUGUCUCCACCAACCAUGUUCACCUUGAACCUCAAUGGCGCUCACCUGGAGAGAGCCUUUUCUCCCAGUCUGAUGCGGGACCUUCUUGUCAACGUUCCCGUUGUUAGAGAGAGGACCAGUGGGUCGUCACGGGUCAGGAAAUCCAAAUCCUGGUAUCAAGCACCACAAGCGGCAUCUGUCACAUCAUCCUCAUCAUCCACCACUCUGACGUCAGAAUAUCAGAGUUUCUCUCCUUCCCAGAGACAAAGGCCAUCUUCUGCUGCCUACCUUCCACCGGGUGGUCCAGUUCAGACAAGCCCCUGA